Molecule: messenger RNA, 2287 nt
Organism: Sycon ciliatum
Lineage: Eukaryota; Metazoa; Porifera; Calcarea; Leucosolenida; Sycettidae
Exons: 6
Coding region: 1-1320 (439 amino acids)
Molecular function (GO): calcium ion binding
Source: RefSeq, a predicted model, not a curated record
AUGCCACUGACAUGUUCCUUUGCAAACACCUUUUCUGCAGGUUUCUGUCUUACAGGAUCAGACGGCAGCUUAUUGCGAAACUGCCAGCCAGAAGAUGGAAUCUUAAAGUCAUCUGGUGAAAGCAUUCUGAUCCUGCCCGAGAAUGAUCUCCAGUCUGUUUCUAUGUCCGUUGGUAGUAGCAACUUUUACAAGAAGACGUUUACGUUUACAUCACCUUGCGAUGUAGUAUUCAAGGCAAUUUCGCUUGGUUACUUUGGAUCUUGCUCCGUAUCAGUGCAUUAUGGCCGCGAUAAUAGAAGUCUUCAAACACUUCAAUAUCCUGAUCUACAGACACCCUCUUGGCAUACUGGAAACGGAAUCCUGACUAGCGCUUCUUCCCGCAUUCUGCGAGAGUAUAUGAAGGAGAAUUCAACUAGGAGAUUGCUGAUAACUGUUUCUCCCCAUAUUGUUGGUUGUCAAGUAAUCAGAGUCUUGCAAACUCAUUAUCAAGGACUGGCGAUCAUUGCACAGGAUAUCAACGAAUGUAUCGACGUAACAAAUAUCUGCCAUAAAUUGCCUAAUCCAGGGAGCAGGAAGUGUGUCAACACAGUAGGGUCAUACGACUGUCCAUGUUUGGAUGGAUACGCAGGUACUACAUGCAGAGAUAUUGACGAGUGCACAAGCGGCACCCACAACUGCAGCAACGUGAUCAAUUAUGACAACAGACAAUGUCUGAAUGUGAACGGUUCCUACAUGUGUCCCUGUCUUCCUGGAUAUGAUGGUUCAGAAUGUGAUGACAUUGACGAGUGUACAAGAGGCACACAUAAUUGCAACACCAUGAUUAAUUAUGAAAACAGACAAUGUCUGAAUCAGAAAGGAUCCUUCAUCUGUCCUUGUCUUCCUGGAUAUGCUGGUUCAGCAUGUGAUGACAUUGACGAGUGUACAAGAGGCACGCACAGUUGCAACAACAUGAUCAAUUAUAAAAACAGGCAAUGUCUGAAUCUGAACGGAUCCUACAUUUGUUCCUGUCUUUCCGGAUAUGCUGGUUCAGCAUGUGAUGCUACAUACGCGUUAACCAGCAGUGAUUGCGUCUCUAUUGUGACCUUCGCCAUCUCUAUCAGCCUAGUGGUGAUCGUCUUUGUGCUGAUAAUUACAGUCCUGCUGGUUCAAUACAGAAGAGUGAAAUUGCUGUUAGCCCAAAGCACCACUCGAAAUGAUGCUUUGCAGAUUAUGAAGGACACAGCCGGGAGUAACACCAAACCACUCACUAUCAAUGACGCAUACGACACACCACAGUCUGCAGUUCAACAAGACACAGCAGUGUAUUCCACUGUACAAUAGGACGCACUCCAUGGUGCGAACAUGCAGUUCGAGUUCUUCAGAUUUUCCCAGUCAGGCACAGUGACGUUUAGCUAUACGCUCGCCAAAUCCAUAAUCACCUUCUCCUACUUCGUUAUGAGCUAGUCUGUCGUGUGCUAUUCUCUUCUUCCUUCUUCCCAGUCCUUCUGCAUCUUUUGCGUGCGAUUCCAUUCUCCAUUAUUAAAUUUAUGAUAUUUCAUCAAUUUGGUCUAUGCCAUUCCAGAAGUUCUCCAUGCACAAAAUUAUAUUGGCUAAAUCCGGCUAUACACUUUUCGAUCAUAUGUAGGUUAUCACACGUCUUAUUGCCAUCACCAUCGCUUUGCGAACAAAUGUCGCUACACAUUUGCACCAGUUUUCAGUUGGGGCAUCCAACCGCUUUUGGCCAUGCAAAAUUUCAGUUUCAUGCACCAGUUGUAUUCUUUGAUGUGAUUGAUGAAAUUAAUUAAUAAAAUGUAUUAAAAAUUCCAAAAAAAUACAUUACAUGUCAUGUAAUUUUUCAUUUGCGAUCUCUUGGUUUUUUGCAACUUUUUCUCUUGUUUCAGCGGGCAUAAUGCUUUCCUAUUCGGUGAGCAGGCAGUCGGUAUAUUUUGGUAAUUGUAGCUGCUACUCUUUUCCUGGUGCCUCCUGUUUGUGUGCUUUUUUCAGACCUGUGUUCUUUUCGGUUCAAUGGGUUUAUCUAUGACCUGUUUGCUUUCUGCCUAGCGCGAAAGGAUUUUUGACACGGUGUUUAAAUCUUUCUACAACACUUUCCCUAUCCUUUAAAUUUUAUAUAUUCCCCUUUUCUUUUUAUUCUAUGAAAAUUUCACUUUCAAAUAAGAACAGUAAUGUAAUUGUGCUCUCGCGGCUAGUGGUCACCAUCGCAGCCGCCAAUCAUUGUCAUGGGCUUACUGGUAGCUUUCAAUGACCCUUCUGUCUUGUUCAAUUGUGCUCCAUCUCACGUGAUCUUGGC